AUGGACAGGAGUCGGCGCAGAAGUAAUGGCAAUGCCAUUAGAGGGCCACAGUCUGCCCUGACCGACUUCCUUGCAUCACACAACAUCUCGGCUCAACAGAUUAACCUCGACUACCAGCAGAGAGUGAGAGAUGCUGAACAACAAGCUGCUCAAGCCGCCGCUGCAGCUGCCGCCGAGGAGAACAAGCCGGACUCUAGCGACGAGGAAGAUGCUGCGGAACGUAAAAAGCGGAAGCGGAAAGAAGAGAAAGCCAUAGCCAAGAUCAAGGCAAGCAAAGAGUUCAAGAAGAGGAAAUUUGAACAUCACAGGGACAACCCUGACGAGAGCUCUAACGACGAUGCUCUUGUUCAAGACAUGAUGAACAAGCCAAAAGCACCUCCCAAGCCAGGCCAGUUUGCCAACUGCGAUGUCUGUGAGAAGAGAUUUACCGUCACACCUUACACGGUAGCCGGUCCUGAUGGUGGCUUUCUUUGUACAAAGUGUGGGAAAGAGAUUAAAGAUGAGAAGAAGAAGGCUGAUCAUGCUGCAAAGAAGAAAAAAGCAACCCCCAAGGCUCGGAAAAGACAGACAGAAAGCGAUCGUAUGAUGGGCGACGUCAAGCCUGGGGCCAAGUCGUUGGUUGAGCAUUGUGUGAGAAAGGUAGCAGACGUAGUGAACGACGUCGAAGACUUUGGUGAGCUGCCACAGAAACUGCUCGACCGUCUAAGCCAGAUUCUGUCCAAGAAGCGAGUCCUUACCCCUCGAACUUUACAACUUUUCCUCCAACCAGGAAUCGAUCGCAUCAAUGUCUACGACUGUGCCAAGCUCGAGAGUGAGGAUUUCCAGAAGAUCUUCGCCUUCAUGCCUGAUCUCGAGACCGUCAAUCUGAGAUUUGCUGGCCAACUUAAGGACGACUCUCUCCACUAUAUGCUCGAAAAGAACCACAAGAUUAAACACCUGCAACUAGGUGCUACAAACCUCAUCUCAGACCCAGCAUGGAUAGAUCUUUUCCAACAGAUGGGCUCUCAACUAGAGACCUUAAAGUUGUCAGAGCUGAACGAUGCCAUGAAAGAUUCAACAGUGGAGAUUAUGGCGGCAAAGUGCACUACUCUUCGACGGCUCAAGAUGCGUUCCUGUCCUCAUAUGACUGAAGCCUCUAUUAACAGCAUAUCAACCAUGACCACAAUCGAGCACUUGUCACUAUCUGUUGCUCAAGACUCAGGAUCUGAGGUACUGGUCAACCUAAUUUCGAACCUGGGUCCGAAUCUUAAAACACUAUCUCUCGAAGACUAUUUCUACGCCGACGAUACUGUACUUGCGGCUAUCAAGCAGCACUGUACCCGAUUGAAGAAACUCCGCUUGACCGGUGGUGCAUCUUUCACUGAUGCAAUGUUCGCCAACCUCUUCUGGGAAGAUUGGUCGAACCCGCCAAUACCGUUCGUCGAUCUUAGCUGCAACCGAGACACUGACCCUGAUAUCGGUCCUGGAGAGGAAGAAGCCGGGAAUCCAGAUGCAGUUGGAUUCGGCUCGAAUGCAUUCAAAGGUCUUUUCCAACACUCAGGCUCGAAUCUGGAACGUCUUGAUCUUCAUUCAAAUCGACACAUCAGCCAUGAAGCACUAAUCGAAGUCUUUGACGGCGUCAAGAUUUACCCAGCUCUGCAAGACAUCGACCUGUCAUUCGUCACUCAUGUGGACGAUGUGGUGAUGAGUGGCAUCUUCAAGAGCUGUCCCGCUUUACAGAAGUUGACCGUAUUCGCUUGCUUCUCCAUCAAUGAGCUUCAAAUUCCACGAGGUAUUGCAGUAAUUGGCAUUCCGACAGCACAGACUGCUGUCGAAGUGGUAGGAGAGUCCUAA
Molecule: messenger RNA, 1833 nt
Organism: Lithohypha guttulata
Lineage: Eukaryota; Fungi; Ascomycota; Eurotiomycetes; Chaetothyriales; Trichomeriaceae
Gene: RAD7
Product: UV-damaged DNA-binding protein rad7
Exons: 1
Coding region: 1-1833 (610 amino acids)
Biological process (GO): SCF-dependent proteasomal ubiquitin-dependent protein catabolic process
Cellular component (GO): SCF ubiquitin ligase complex
Source: RefSeq, a predicted model, not a curated record